AUGGGUGGGUUUAAAUCAAAUUUUGACCACCAAUCGAGCUCUACAAAGCUCAAAAGUGACAGUACACGGUUUUUUGAGAAGGAAAAUCGGGCCAAAUCCACUGGGUCUAUUCUGCCUAUGUCUUUGAGACCCAGAAAUUCUGGAGACUCAGAGCAUACGUUACCAACUCUGCCAGUGGAAGCUGCUUCUUCAACUUGUGCGAAGAGCGUUUGCUCCACUGCAAGAUUACCUAUUCUUGCGAAGAUGCUCAAAUCCAACAGUAUUGCAAAUAUUUGUGUCUGUUUUGAGAAGGAGUGCAGAUGUACCAUGGGAAAGAGACAACGGGUCCACAAUGUGGAGCUGAAUCCACCCAUGAAGUACGUUGAUUUUGGGGAAUAUGAAAAAAGGGCUUCUCGUACUGAAUCGAAAUUAUCUUUGAGUGAGAGUAAAGAAAGUUCGAUUUUUGAUGCCGCUGAUGGUUCAGAGAGCAACUCAGGAGCCUCUGAGAGUGUUUCAUCCACUUUGUCUGGUGUUGCCCACUUUUUGAAUGGCGUUAAAGGUGCAAUAAAGCUUGGUGCACAAAAAACGUACCAUUUCAAAUUGAGAGUUCAGUACAGGCUUCGUCGUUUGAGAUACUCAAGAUGGUUUGGAAGACGUGGAGCAGUGCGCCGUCGCCAACGGGAUAUGACUCCUCCUUCCGCCAUCUUUCUUGAUAUUCAUGAAUACUUGAGUCGCAAUCAGUAUCAUGACGAUGGCAGACGGAAGACUUCUCUCAGCUCCAUCAAGUUAGCAAUGGACCGUACGAAGACAAGAGUGUCAAAGAACCAGGCUAAGAUCAAUCUCUUGCAGCGUUCGGAUCUGAUAUCUUUUUAUGAUGGAGACAAGGUGUUGGUUCGCGAUCCGACGACUGGGGGUUAUCGGGAAUUGGAACGACUCAAACCAGUUGCCCUUAAGCAGAUUGCUCCUCUCAUGACGAGAGAGGAGACCGUUGACGAGAAGCUCACGAGACUCCUUGCCCAGUAUGCUGCUCGUCGUUCUGCUUUGAGAAGCGACCGAAUUAGGCGUGGAUCUGAUGUUAGACCAUCUUCAAGUAAAAAAGAGUCUAUGCCAUCAUCCUCUUUACCCAGAAAGAGAGAUCCUUUGCCCAAGAAGGUUGAGCAAAAGGCAGAACCAUCAUCUGUUUGUGCACCUCGUGUUGGUGCUGAUGAGGUCAUUGAGGCUGUUGAGAACUAUGCCAAGGAAAUGGGAUUGAGUCUCUCUCCCAAGUCUGACUUGAGUCUUCGCAGCGAUGGUGAGCUCCCUUUGAGGAUUCGUUCCAAGGUCGAGCUGCCUGUCGUUUGCAAGAAGACCGAGAGUUUGAUUGUGGUUUGUGACAACAACAAGACCAUUACCAAAAGCACCAGAAAGAACUCGGAUGCUAAUUUGAACUUGAGUAACAUAACCGGCUCGACGGAUGCUGGUAGUUCUCUCAAGCUUGAAAAGCAUGUUACUGACGCUUGUACUGGUGCUGAGCUGGUGAAGGCUCAAAGCCUUAUUGAUGUUGUCGCAAAGGCUAUUGAUGGUGAUGCUGAGACCGCUGACUCUCGUACCGGUACUGAACUGGUUGAGAGAAAGCUGGCCAAGGCUAGACCACAGAGUCCCAUUGGCGUUGUUGCCAAGGCUGUUGAUGCUGAUGCCGAGAUUGCUGAUUCUCGUACCGGUACCGAACUGGUUGAGAGAAAGCUGAUCAAGGCUGAGCUGGUCAAGGCUAGGCCACAAAGUCUUAUUGAUGUUCUUGCCAAGGCUAUCGACUAUGGCACUGAGGCUAAUCUUGGAGAGAGGUUUGCUGCCUUUAAGCUGGUCCGCAAAGUCAAAGCUAGACCACAAAGUCCUGUUGACACUGUCACAAAGGUUAUUGAUGCUGACGCUGAGGCUGCUGAUUCUCGUACCGGUACUAAGCUGGUUGAGAGAAAGCUGGUCAAGGCUAGACCUCAAAGUCUUAUUGACGUUGUCGCAAAAGCUAUUGACGAUGGGACGUAUGAUGAGCUUCAAGAGAAGUCUGCUGUCUCUAAGCUGGAACGCAAAGUCAAGGCUAGACCACAGAGCCUUAUUGACGUUGUCGCCAAGGCUAUUGAUGCUGGUGAUGCUUCGAGCCCUCGUUGCGAGCUGGUUUGCAAGGAGUUGAAGAAGCCUUGGGAAUCUCACUCCACCCGUUUGACUUCGAUGGAAAUCAACAACAAUGAGAACUGUCCCAGGAAGAGACCGGCUUCACUGAGAAGUUCAAUUGGCUCGUCCAAAAGCUCGAAGAAUGUAAAGACUCAGUCUUUGACACAUUCUGGGAAAGCUGAUGUCAUCAAGACACACUCCAGUAGAAACUCAUCCAAGAAGGGCACCUUGCGUUCGACCGGUGUGACUGGUGACGUGGAUGAGGAACAAUUGGACUCUGAAGUUGGUGAUGACAGAUUUCCAAAGUUGAAGGUUAAGGUCGUUGACUACGAGGGAACUCUGAAUUGGAAGAAGUGUUUGAGAAAGAUCUCUGUUACUAAGAAGAAUUCAAACGCUUCUCGCAAACCCGUCAACAAAUUUGAAGGAAAAGUGCGUGAGCUCGCUCGGAGCUUUGAGGGUAUUGGUAAGGAGGUUGAUACUCCCCAAAAGCCCAAAGUGACUUGA
This is a messenger RNA of Meyerozyma guilliermondii ATCC 6260, 2628 nucleotides long. RefSeq lists its product as uncharacterized. The record is from RefSeq and is a predicted model, not a curated record. Lineage: Eukaryota; Fungi; Ascomycota; Pichiomycetes; Serinales; Debaryomycetaceae. The coding region runs from base 1 to 2628 and encodes 875 amino acids. The transcript has a single exon.